UAGACAGCACUAACUUGGUGCUUUCUGUUUCCUUUUCCAUAUUGGCUACUCGCCAUCUCUCUCAACCUCCUCUGUCUUUCUUCUUAAUCAUAAUCAUUAACAAUAUGGAAUUGGGAAUCGUUGAAACUUCGUCGAGGUUGAUGACGGAUUUCCUCCAGAAAUGUGGUGGCUAUGCUGUUGUUGAUGGCGGCUUCGCCACUGAACUUGAACGACAUGGUGCUGACCUUAACGACCCUCUCUGGAGUGCCAAAUGCCUCAUCAGUUCUCCUCAUCUUGUUAGAAAGGUUCACCUAGAUUAUCUUCAUGCUGGUGCAAACAUCAUAAUAACAGCAUCUUAUCAGGCUACUGUUCAGGGUUUUGUGGCUAAAGGUUUGUCUGAAGAAGAAGCUGAGUUAUUGCUUAGGAGAAGUGUUGAAAUUGCAUGCGAGGCAAGGGAAAUUUACUAUGACAAAUGUACUACCAAAGGUUCUUUGGAUUACAUUGAAAGUGGAAAUAUCUCAAGACGUCCUGUUUUAGUUGCUGCUUCCAUUGGCAGCUAUGGUGCUUAUUUGGCCGAUGGCUCCGAGUAUAGUGGGAAAUAUGGUGAUGCAGUUUCUCUAAAAACAUUGAAGGAUUUUCACAGGAGAAGGUUACAGAUUCUAGCGAAAUCAGGUGCUGACCUGAUUGCGUUUGAGACAAUUCCGAAUAAGCUCGAGGCAAAGGCUUAUGCUGAGCUUCUUGAGGAGGAAGAGAUAAAUAUUCCUGCAUGGUUCUCUUUUAAUUCCAAGGAUGGAAUUAAUGUGGUCAGUGGUGAUUCCAUCCUUGAGUGUGCCUCCAUUGCAGAUUCCUGCAAACGAGUUGUUGCUGUUGGAAUCAAUUGUACCCCUCCAAGUUUUAUCCAUGGACUUGUUCUCUCCAUCCAAAAGGCAACAAGUAAGCCAAUAGUCAUAUAUCCCAACAGCGGCGAGACGUACAAUGCUGAGCUUAAGCAGUGGGUGAAAUCAAGUGGAGUGGUAGUAGAUGAAGACUUUGUCUCAUACAUAGGUAAGUGGCGUGAAGCCGGGGCUUCUCUAUUUGGAGGCUGCUGCAGGACUACCCCAAAUACCAUCAGAGCUAUAAGCAGGGUUCUCUCCAAAUAUCCUUAAAUUUUCUUCAAGUGCUAAAAAAAACCGAGAAGCGAUCAUGUAAAGAUAAAGAAACCGGGAAUAAGAAUCUGAUAAUCCAUCUUUGUUUCACCAAGAGCCUUGUAACCCAAUGCUAAGCCCGGUGGGUGCAUGUAACGUUGUCUUCUCUGUGUAUCUCAAUUAAAUAAAUAAAGUUUCCUCUUUUUUAUUUUUUUUA
Populus nigra (black poplar) is the source of this 1320-nucleotide messenger RNA. Its product is annotated as homocysteine S-methyltransferase 3-like. Gene Ontology annotation, molecular function: S-adenosylmethionine-homocysteine S-methyltransferase activity; zinc ion binding. Lineage: Eukaryota; Viridiplantae; Streptophyta; Magnoliopsida; Malpighiales; Salicaceae. The record is from RefSeq and is a predicted model, not a curated record. Gene Ontology annotation, biological process: S-methylmethionine cycle. The transcript is spliced from 7 exons. The coding region runs from base 105 to 1124 and encodes 339 amino acids.